AUGGCGACACUCAAACAUCCAGUGAUUACUAGUAAGCUUGGAUCUAAGCGACAAAGAACUAUCGUAGCCGACUCAGACGAUAGUGCAUCGUCCGAAGCACCAGAUGUCAAGAGGAUAAAAGGGUUAAGAGUCUUUCAGGAUGGAGAGUCCGCUCGUGAGCAGGCGCAGCCAUACCUCAUACUUACUGCCCGGAUGCCCAUACGCGCGCUCAGCACACAAUGGAGCAUAGGUAAGAAUCGAAAAGUUGACCAAAGGCAUGUUCAGAGGUUAUACAAUAUCUUCCUCAAAGGGCAACUCAACAGAAAUGCCGAGGGCAACCACUUGUUCGUCCUCUGUAACAGGGAGGCUACCUCAAAAAUGGUACAGCACCUACACUCACAAAGCAGGACGGACGAGGAGCCGCUAUCAUUCGCAGACUGGCUAGACGUCAACCAUGGAUACCUCGCCGAGGUUAUGGCUGGGCAGCACCGAGUCAAAGCCUUAGAGCUAUACGGACAGGCAUGCGGUGUAGCCGAGGAGGAUCUGUGGUGGACAUGCAAGUUUUAUGACAAAGAUACAUUACCGCUGGAGCUUAAUCUCGGGCUACGUGUCAACCGGGCAGACCAAGCCAUGCCAGACAGCCACGGACAGACAUGGGUGCAGCUAGUCGCGGCAGACUCACAGGACCCAGAUAUGUUCCGCGGCAAGGCUGCCGAGGUCGAGGUCCAGAUGGGCGCCAUCCUGGGUCUUGCAGGCGAGGCAAAGUUUCCUAUACGGCGCCUAGGUACGAUCUGGCGUAACGAGCGCUGGAGAAGAAUGACAACAACCUGGUGCGAGUCGACCGUUGGAAGAGAGACGUUCCAGAUCUCAACGUGGAACUGGAUGAUAAGUUAUAGGAUUGACGACUUCUGGUUUGCGACCUUUUAUGACGUCCUGGAUACUCUCAACAAACUCCCAGGAAAUGCUCUAGACUACGUCUCUGCAGCCGAUUGGAAGAGGCUAGCCGAUGUUCUGUCAGAUGGCUACGCCGAUGGAGAUGUUACCAAACUGUUUUAUCCAAGCGGACUAUUGCCAUCUCCGUUAUCAUCACCUCGGUCACCAAUACCAACCUCGUCAAUACCAAUAAUAGAACAAGACGAAAGCUAUCCAGCACGCCGCUCAGGGUUUCUUAUCAAUAUCGACAACGAGACAUACUACCAAGUACAUAAUUACGUUAUCGAAACAAAACCAAGGGUUUCUUUUGCUAAUGUUCAUCGGCUUAUCCGGCUGUCGAAAGAAGAGGGGCGAGCGCUUGCGGUUGUUCUAACCCAUGUAGUAACGUGGCUAAAUGUUGAUGCUCAAGCCAGGGCUACCCUGCCCCGGCGAGAUAACAAUAAACCACCACUGCGGAAGGAUAUUAUCCCAGUACUAGGGCAAAUCUCACAAGAGGUCAUACUCCAAGCCAAGCAGAGGGUAUCUAGGAAGUUGCAAUUUGCAAAUACCUUUUCGGACGCGGAGAUGGGAUCCGUGCUACUACAGCAGGAAGUUCUUGAAUACACACUGGAAAAUCUCGAUGCCUUCCGAGGGCCGGCUGCUAAAGCAUUGAUGGAUCAGCCUUUUGCAGAUAAGCGACACGCAGAGUAUGGGGCUAGGUUUCAUCAUCCAGCCUGGGGCGGUAUAUUACAUAUUAUCCGAAAAUAUGUAGGUGAAGACUUCCGGCCGGAUUGGAUACUGCGGCGCCAAGUAGUUGAAGACAACCCAGACAACGAUUACCCAGCCCUACGCCUCGCUAGGUCCCUUUGCGGAUUCAUCAAAGAUGCACCCGAAUUUCCAAAGGAUAAACUUUCAAUCGCACAGGCAAUCGAUUCCAAGGCUUUUCAAUCAGCACUGGCGCGGUGGUUCUCACAAGAAAAGUUUCAGCCCCUAGGUGAUACACUAGCAGCUACCCGUGAAGCAAACUUUCGGCGUCAUCAGAGCAACAACAUGGCAAAAGAAGCCACAAAUCCUCUCCGUAUGGUUCCCAUACAGGGGCCUAGCGAGAUGUCCGAGAGAGUGAUAGAGGCGUUAAGCAGAAGCCCCUCCGUUGUCGAUCAGCCCAGAGCAUCACCACCAAGAACAUCGGAGACAGCACUUGAAGCCUCAGGAGGGCAGAAAGACAUAGUAAGGGACGUAGAUACAAGCAGACCAGACACAGACAUCACGUUACCACCUCAGCCAUCGCCAGUCACCCUACAUAACAGGUUUAUACCAGGGUCUAAUAGCAGCAGAGUAACAAGUCCGUUUCUAGUCGAAUUAGACAGCAGCCCACAGAGUAGUCGAGAGGGCACUCCACAGAAUUCCUUCACAUGUCUUGAUGUUACAUCUUCCUCAUCUUGCCAGCAGCAGCAGCAACAGCAGCAGCAACAGCAGCACGAGGAGCAACUGGACCAGCAACAAGAGCAGAUGAAAAAACAAACGACCGGGCAAGACGGGGAAGGGCUGGGCCGCAAACCACUGAUCAACCUUGAGACCACCGACAAGCUAUAUAUCACAGAUAGAACCUCGAAUGGCAGCGAAACAAACGAUGAUAGAGGCAACCAUAUUCACGGAAACAUAUGGUCAGAAUGGAAGAUCAACCACGCCCUUGGUGAUUACAACAUGAAACCCGAGGACUUUAUCCAGCAAACCGAAGACAUUCGAUUCAGUGGUAUCAAGGCGAUCGAAAUGAUACAACGGCGGUAUACAAUGGAUUACGGUAGGCGCGCUGCUGGCUCAAGGCCAGCUAGCAAGGCAGACAAUUAUUUCCCAAAGUUCUACCUCAAUAUGAUCAACAUCGUUGGCCAGCCGCUGCAGCCAUUAGCAAGCAAAAGCAGAGCCUUUGACGGCGAUAUUACAUUUACCCUCCGAAGCUGGGACACACCAUACGAGCCAGCGCCUACUGAUACCGAUAUAUCUUUCAACAUCCAGCACCGCACGUUUCGCAUCGCGACGUCGGCAUCAGGGGAGGCAUGGUUUAUAGUCAUGCACCCCAUGAUGAGUCCGACAAGGAAUCCCCUAGGCACGCAAACACCCGCCACCCCUCGGGAGAAGCUUCUCCUGAAGAGAAGCGCUUUACAGCUGCAUCAUGCAGAUGCCCUGCGAUCUUAUAUUGACGAUAUACUCUCCGACCGCGCCCUGCUUAUCAAAGAUCUCGAUCAAUCAAAACCGGAGGCCAACCGGUGGGAAAAAGGCCUUCCGUCAGAUAAAUGGGCGAAGUUCCAGGUUCUCUUCAUGGAGAGAUGGCACACAUUUGCGGAGAUGCAUACAUUGGACGCCUUCUGGGCAAAGAAUCAGCCAGCGUUUCACACCUAUCAUAACAACGCCAACAUCGACAUCGGAGCUAGUAAUGACCUUGAAAGGCUUCCCAAGGAGACUAGACUUCGAUAUGAUUCUACUGACGAUGAAAGCGACAGCGACUUCGAAUCCCUAGCCAGUCUGCGAGACACACUCGAACGGAUAUACGAUAUCAACCACAUAGAAAACAUGUCCUACACGCUUGCCGCCGAUCUACACGCAAGCCCCGCAGCUGCUGCCGAGACCGAUGGGUCAGCCAGGGGCGAGAGAGACACGACAGGCAUAGAAGUAGAAGGGGAGCACCAAGAAGAUAGGAGAGAAGAAAGAGAAGAAGGCAACGACCGCGGAGCAGCAGAGGGACACGAACAAGAGAGGGAGGAGUCAGACGACGGAAACAAUACACCGCCAGAGAGUUAG
This is a messenger RNA of Colletotrichum truncatum, 3687 nucleotides long. RefSeq lists its product as uncharacterized. The record is from RefSeq and is a predicted model, not a curated record. NCBI's taxonomy places the organism in Eukaryota, Fungi, Ascomycota, Sordariomycetes, Glomerellales, Glomerellaceae.